Candidula unifasciata is the source of this 1044-nucleotide messenger RNA. The record is from the annotation of a GenBank genome assembly. Lineage: Eukaryota; Metazoa; Mollusca; Gastropoda; Stylommatophora; Geomitridae.
AUGAUUGGUCUCAUAGUUUGUCACAAUGAUUGGUCUCAUAGUUUAUCAUUCUCAGGAAAGAACUUGUCUCUUUGGGAUGUCAGGAACUGUCACGUCACAGAUAAGCCCCACUAUGUCGUGACUUUCACUAUUCCUGGCCUGUCACUUGAAAGUUUUGACAAUUACAGUAAUGCAAAUAUUAUCAGCCUCAUGAAAACUGCGAUGGCAGCUAGAACAUACAUUCUCCAUCAUCCUGACCCGGUGACGGGAGACGUAUUCCUUGACUGGCCAAGAGUUACCAGUGACAGAUACAUGUUUAUGUCGUCAGCAGAAUACACCAUGUCCCGAAAACUGUAUGACUCCAGCAUUCCAAAAUGGCCUCUUGAUGCCAGAUUCUCCUUGGGAAAUGUUGGAAACUCAUCUGUGUCUUACGUAAUUGAGCUUUAUGUUCACAACGAGAAUACAGCUCCCUUGUGGAAAUGUGUGACUCAGUCAGUGUCCAUCGACACUGCUACACGGAAACCUUCACCCCUGCCAGACUGGUUCAAGGACAAGUAUAAAGGGAAAGGUUGUAUGGACAAGGGCUUCAUAAUCAGAGGGUUUGAUCGACCCUCCCUCACAUACAAGCACCAGUUGCAGGUGAGUUGGUCAGACACAGAUCACUACCAACACACAAAUUUCACCAGUUAUGCCAGAUUUUCCAUUGAUGCUCUUCAUGCGGCUAUUAGGAUGGAGAAUGGGAACACAGAAAACUCACGUUCCAACAAGGACUCACCAGCCACUAAUGCCGAUGGGCACAACCAAAGAGAAAAGGCAUCAGACUCUAGUGAUGCUCAUCCUGCAGCUUUGAAAGGCAUCACCAGGGAGAUCAUCUCAAAUGGGCUGAAAAAUAUUCAGAUUUGCUACUUGAAUGAAAGCCUGGAAGGACAGAACCUCGACGCUCACGUUUGGCAGCAGGCCGGACAGAAACAUGAAGUAUUUUGUUCUAUAGAAAGAGGCAGUGUAGAAGUUUGCCAGUUAAAGUUGGAAUACUUUGAGAAUGAUGAGUCUGAUGAUUUAAUUUAA